AUGGAUAGACAGUUGAGAGAGAAAAAGGAUACGGAACAGAGACUUAAAGAUGAAGAAUUAUUAGAUAAGGAAAUAGAAUACUACGAAGAAAAGUUAUUGAGAAGGAGAGCACAAGAUGAACAAGAGGCACUAGAGAGACGUUUGAGGAAUGAAAUCGAAACGAAUUUACGGAAGGAAUAUGAGCAGAAAUUAAAGAAUGAAAUGAAGGAAAUUGCAAGAAGAGAAAGCGAAGAAAGAAAGUACUUUGAAAGAGAAAAGGAAAGAAAGCAAUUGAAAGAGAAGGAAAGACUGAUGAUGAUGAAACGAGAAAAACAAAGAGAAGAAGAAAUGAAAAUGAUGGAAAGAAUAGAGAGUUUGAAGAAGAUUGAAUUGGAAAUAGAUAUGAGAAAUAAUGAGUUUGAAGGCGAAGACAGUGAUAAUGAUAUCGAUAGAGAUGUACAAGAAAGGAUGGAACUUUUAAGACAGGAAAUGAUGAGUUUAGAAGAAAGAAUACAUAUGAAGAGUAGAGAUAGUAGAAACAAAGGGACAUUAUUUAAAGAUAGAAACACAACAAGAAAGCCAUAUAUAUCAUCAGGAACACCACAAAUACCUCACUUUGAUGGAACACAAUUCGAAGAAUGGAAACUCGAAGUAGAAAGUGCAAUAGAAACGGGAUUAUAUCAAGAUUAUGUUUUGGCACAGGCGGUAAGAUCAUCCGUAGUUUCAACAGCAAGAAGGGUGUUGCAAACAUUAAGACCAGCAGCAACUACAAAAGAAAUCGUUUCUAAAAUGGAAGAUAUAUACGGUAACAUCAGAAGUGGAGACUCUAUCAUUCAUGAAUUUUACUCUGCUAAACAACAAAUAAGUGAAUCAUGUUCCGAAUAG
Ruditapes philippinarum (Manila clam) is the source of this 864-nucleotide messenger RNA. RefSeq names its product calponin homology domain-containing protein DDB_G0272472-like. The coding region runs from base 1 to 864 and encodes 287 amino acids. The transcript has a single exon. NCBI's taxonomy places the organism in Eukaryota, Metazoa, Mollusca, Bivalvia, Venerida, Veneridae. The record is from RefSeq and is a predicted model, not a curated record.